This is a messenger RNA of Lasiodiplodia theobromae, 1140 nucleotides long. RefSeq names its product MFS transporter. NCBI's taxonomy places the organism in Eukaryota, Fungi, Ascomycota, Dothideomycetes, Botryosphaeriales, Botryosphaeriaceae. Gene Ontology annotation, cellular component: fungal-type vacuole membrane. Gene Ontology annotation, molecular function: transmembrane transporter activity. The record is from RefSeq and is a predicted model, not a curated record. The transcript has 3 exons. The coding region runs from base 1 to 1140 and encodes 379 amino acids. Gene Ontology annotation, biological process: transmembrane transport.
AUGGGCUUGCUCAACACCAUCGGGGUCCUUCAAGCAUGGGUUGCUGAGAAUCAACUAGAGCAUUACUCGGAAUCGACCGUUGGAUGGAUUUUCAGUCUGUACGCCUUCUUCCUCUACAUCGGAGGAGCCCAAAUAGGCUCCGUGUUCGACAGGUACGGAGCCAAGCCGCUCAUAAUCCCCGGUUCUAUUGGCACCGUAGCAUCCAUAAUGUGCAUGAGCGUAAGCAAAGAAUACUACCAGUUCCUCCUCUCCUUCGGCGUCCUCGGCGGCAUCUCCGCCUCGCUGCAAUUCACGCCGGCCAUCUCAGCCGUCGGCCACUGGUUCUGCAAGCGGCGCGCACUCGCCACAGGCAUCGCGUGCACGGCAGGCGGCAGCGGGGGCAUCGCCUUCCCCUUCAUCAUCCUCUACCUGGCGCCACGCAUCGGCUUCGGCUGGACGCUGCGCAUCAUCGGCUUCAUCAACGCGGGCAUGGGUUUGGCAGCGUGCCUGCUGCUCCGCACGCGCAUCCCGCCCAAGCCGCACGCCCGCGCCGCCAUCGACCUGCGCGCCCUGUGGCGCGACCCGCCCUACGGCGCGACGACGCUCGCCAUCUUCCUCGUCGAGUUCGCCGUCUUCAUCCCGCUGACGUACAUCUCGUCGUACGCGAUACACAAGGGCGUCGAGCCGCAGCACGCGUACCGCCUCAUCGCCCUGCUCAACGUCGGCUCUGUCCCUGGCCGCGCCCUGCCUGGUUAUGUUGCGGACCGGUUUGGCCGCUUCAAUGUCAUGAUCGGCACGGCGGCUGUGUGCUCUGUCUUUAUCUUCGCGCUCUGGUUGCCUGCUGGUGCGAGCGAGCCCGCUAUCACUGCCUUCGCCGUCAUGUUUGGCUUCUGGAGUGGUGCUGCAAUCAGCCUGACGCCUGUUUGUGUAGCGCAAGUGUGCAAAAUUGAGGACUACGGGAAGAGGAAUGGAACAACAUUCUCGCUGGCGAGCUUUGCGGCGCUGAUUGGGAUCCCGAUCGCUGGAGCCAUCUUGGGAGCGAAUGACGGGCAGUAUUUGGGGUUGAUCUGCUUUGGCGGUGCCAUGUAUGCCGCUGCCGUGCUGGCGUUCAUCGUGGCUAGGUUUGUCGCCAGCCCGAAAGGCGGGGGAGCCAUUUUCUGA